This is a messenger RNA of Spodoptera littoralis (African cotton leafworm), 1898 nucleotides long. The record is from the annotation of a GenBank genome assembly. NCBI's taxonomy places the organism in Eukaryota, Metazoa, Arthropoda, Insecta, Lepidoptera, Noctuidae.
GCCAAGCUACAGACGGGGAAGGACGCGCGCUCGUUUUGUACUAAAUAAAAUAUGUUUACGAUUGAUCAGUGUUUACCAACAGUGAUUUUGUGACUGAGUUGUCUGAAUAUGACAUGAUACACUAGUGUUGUUUAUUGUUUGUGAAUAAUAUACUAUGGCUCGGAUUUUUUGUUUUCUCCUGUUUGUGUGGCUGGUGUCUGCUGACCAGGAAGAGGUCGAAGGUGGCAAGUGUGAGAGGAUCAAGCUGCCACUAUGCCAGGAUUUGGGAUACAAUUGGACUGCCAUGCCCAACCUGAUGGGACACAAGGACCAGAAGGAAGCUGAGAAUGCGAUGGUGUCAUUCGCGGGUAUACUAUCGAGUGGGUGCUCGGUGCACGCUCGGUUCCUGCUGUGCUCUGCGUUCGCUCCGCUAUGCUCGGAGGAGGUGUCCGGCUCCGUGAGCGCCUGCCGUGCGCUCUGUGAAACCGUGGUCGACGACUGCAAGGAACAACUCAAGCAGAUGCUGCCCAGCAUCAUCCUCGACUGCUCCGCGUUCCCACUCCGAGCUGAUCGCAGAUUGUGCAUGCGACCACCCAAUGCUAGCGAGUCGUCAGAACCUGAACCACCACCAGCAUCAAGAUGGCCGUUCCACGACCAUGAAAUAAGAGAACAUGGAUGUCCACCAGCAUACACAAGAGCCCCCACAGGCGAGUGCUGGCCCGCGUGCGGACAACAUGCUAGAUACAGUCAGACUGACAAGAGGAAAGCAGAAAUAUGGAUGAACACACUGGCGUGGUUCUCUCUACUGUCCACGUCAUUCGCACUGCUCACUUUCUGUGCGGAGCCGUCGCGGUACCGGUACCCGGAGCGACCAGUAGUGUGGAUGGCGGCGUGCCAUGCGAUUGUAGCUCUAGCGUACGUCACUCGAGGCUGGCUGGGGGCUAAGAUGGUGUCCUGCUCUGGUAACACGCUAGCUGUGGAUGGCCUGGCGUCUCCGACCUGUGUCGCCUUCUUCUCGUUCACCUACUACUUCACUCUAGCGGCGGACGCAUGGUUCGCUAACGCGUGCGUGGCGUGGUACCUGACUGCAGCCAGUGAAUGGUCUACUGAGGCAUUAGAGCGAGCUGCUGCGUACCUUCACGCAGUGUCGUGGGGCUGGGCAGGAGCAUGGACGGCUGCUGCCUUAGCGUUGAGGAGAGUGACAGCUGACGAACUGACCGGAACGUGUGCAAUAUCAGACGCUGCAGCGGCAGCGUUAGUGGGAGUACCGAGAGGUGCAUUGUUAGUGACUUCUGUGGCGUUGGCGAUUGGGGCAUGUCCCGGUAUCAUGAGGGUACGACGUGCGUUGGACUCUCGCGGCGCUCGGAGAGUGGGCCGGCUGGCGGCGCGCGCGGCGGCGGCAGGGCUGGUGUACCUGUCGCUGGCAGCGCUGAGUACGGCGGCGCGCGUGCUGGACGCCAGGCUGCGGGAGCGACGCGCGGGGCUCGCGCUGCUGGGUGCGGACGCGGUGGCGGCGGGCGCGGAGGCGGGCGCGCUGUGGGUGUGCGCGGGGCUGGCGUGCGGGGUGGGUGCGGGGGCGUGGGCGUGGUCGCGCAAGUCUGCGUGGGUGUGGCGGCGCGCGCUGUGCCCGCCGCGCAAGUCGUGCGGCGCGCCGCCGCUGCUGCGCGCGCCUGCGGUGGCGGCGCCGUGCCCGCCCUACUACAAGCGCCCGCUGCACGUGUCGCGCGUGUGACGCGUGGACUCGUGUGUAGUCGCGAGCGGACGAUGGACUCAGUAUUUAACUCGUGUUGUAUAAAGUGCCUGGUAUUGCCUUCUGUGAAGGCGCUCUCGAUUAUAUUUUGUACAAAUGUGUAAAUAAUGUAAAUUUUAUCAUUGAUUAAUAAUAUACUGUUGUUUUUAUAUCACUCUUUGGUUUCAUU